Molecule: messenger RNA, 816 nt
Organism: Striga asiatica
Lineage: Eukaryota; Viridiplantae; Streptophyta; Magnoliopsida; Lamiales; Orobanchaceae
Source: the annotation of a GenBank genome assembly
CUCAGCCAAUGGAUCAUGAAAAUUGCUCUAAUUCCCUGCACUAUACAUAGUAUCCAAAGUUGGAAGAGAAGUAAGAAAAGAGAUUGAGAGAGGAUUUCUGAAGAAGAAAAAGAAUGACAAUGGCUGACAUUGCCACCAAAGAAACAAUGAAUGAAGAGAUAAAGAAGAAUAAUAGAAUUCAAGUGUCCAAUACCAAGAAACCACUCUUCUUCUAUGUCAAUCUUGCAAAGAGGUACUUACAGCAACAUAAAGAGAUUGAGCUUUCAGCAUUGGGAAUGGCUAUCACUACCGUUGUAACAAUAUCUGAAAUUCUUAAGAACAACGGAUUUGUCAAGGAGAAAAGCAUUUUGACAUCCACUGUUGGAACUAAAGAUGCAACCAAAGGCCGCACAGUUCAUAAAGCUAGGAUUGAAAUUGUUCUCCAGAAGUCUGAAAAAUUUGACUCCCUAAUGGCUACAGCACAGAAUGCGAACGCAAAUGUCAACGCUAAUGGUGAAGUUAAAAAGUAGCAAUAGCACCAGCAUAUUUGUGUCCUGCAUUGUACCUCAGUUUAGAUACAAUGAUAUCUAACACUUAUAAUAAAAUUUCAUUACCUCAACAUUAUGUUAAAUUUCACAGGACAGUUUUAAGUUAUGGAAUGGAAGCUCAAAAUCUCCUGUGUAGAAAGUGUAAUCCAAAGUUAUAUAUUUAUUUGGUCAUCACAAGUGUAAUUAUUAUCUACUGAAGAGUGCAACAGAACCUGUUAUUCAGAACAGACAUUAUCUAAAUUUAACAUUGUAUAAAAACUUCAAUUCUACUUGUGUUGCAAAAUGCCAG